UUUUACCAUUAAAUGGGACCCGGGUGGGGGCGGGGGAGGGGGCCGAGGGAGAAGGAAGCCGCCCGGCGAGGCCGCCCAGCCCCCGGCCGUGACUGACGGCUCCGCCGGCCAAUCCGCUCAGCCUCUCCAUCCCGGAGGUGCUCGCCGCAGUGCUCGGGGCCAGGACAUGCGUGACCCGGCCGUAGGGCCCCCGAGCGGCCGCGGAGCGGAGGGCGCCCGGGCCAUGGCGCAGUAGGCGGCCCCCGCGUGACCAGCCGUGCGUGCCCGGCGGACAUGGAGCGCAGCGGCCAGGAGGCGGCGGACAUGGAGCCGGGCGCGGGGCGCGGCCUGGAGGCGGAGGCGGGCCGGGCGGUGAGCCACAGCUGCUGCAUCUGCGGGAAGGGCUUCCCCUUCCAGAGCUCGCUGUCGCAGCACAUGCGCAAGCACACGGGCGAGAAGCCCUACAAGUGCCCCUACUGCGACCACCGCGCCUCCCAGAAGGGCAACCUCAAGAUCCACAUCCGCGGGCACCGCGGCGGCACGCUGGCACAGGCCCAGGAGCCCGAGGCGGGCGAGCCGCGCGUGGCCGAGGGCCUGGGCGGCUGCGCCAGCCCCACCAAGAGCACGUCGGCCUGCAACCGCGUGCUCAAUGGCGCCAGGGUCCUGCUGCGCGGCGGCGGCCGCCGGGACGCCGAGGCAGGGGAGGAGCGCUCCCCGGCCCAGUGCUCCUUCUGCCGCAGCCGCUUCUCGCGCCGCAAGGAGCUGGAGCAGCACGUGCGCCAGGCCCACAAGCCCCUCCGCUGCCGGCUGUGCGGCUACGCGGCGCUGCGCCAGGACUCGCUGCUGAGCCACGUGGAGCGGGACCACGUCGCCGCCGCGCAGGGCCCCGAGCCCGGCAAGGCCGAGCCGCCGGCCGGCGAGUUCCCGUGCGAGGUGUGCGGCCAGGCCUUCAGCCAGACCUGGUUCCUCAAGGCGCACAUGAAGAAGCACCGCGGCUCCUUCGACCACGGCUGCCACAUCUGCGGCCGCCGCUUCAAGGAGCCCUGGUUCCUCAAGAACCACAUGAAGGCGCACGGGCCGCGGGCGGCCGGCAGGAACCGGCCCCGCGGCGAGCUGGAGCCCGUGGCCACCAUCAACGACGUGGUGCAGGAGGAGACCAUCGUGGCCGGCCUGUCGCUCUACGAGGUCUGCCCCAAGUGCGGGAACCUCUUCACCAACCUGGACAGCCUCAGCGCCCACAACGCCGUGCACCGGCGCGCGGAGGCCGGGCGGACGCGGGCCGUGGCCUCGCCUGAGGGCCCCGACGGGGCGCCUGGCUCCCCCGUGCCCGGCUCGCAGCGCCGGUUCCUGCAGUGCUUGAAUUUGCGGCCGGCGGGCACCGCGCCCGCGCAGGGCCCCGUGGGGCAGCGGGUGGCCGAGCUGGACCCCGUGAGCAGCUACCAGGCCUGGCAGCUGGCCACGCGCGGCAAGGUGGCCGAGCCGGCCGAGGCCCUCAAGUACGGCGCCUGGGACGAGGCCCCGGCCGGGGACGUGGCCUUCGACAGGGAGCGGCGGGAGUUCGUGCUGGUGAGCCAGGAGAAGCGCCGGCGGGAGCCUGAGCCCGGCCCCCAGGGGCCCCCGCGGAAGCGCUCUGGAGACCCCGUGCCUGGGGCCCCCGAGCCGCGGCCACCCCCGCGCCCCAGCCGCCGCGCGGCCGCCCCCGCCGGCCAGGGCAAGUCCUCCGAGUGCUUCGAGUGCGGCAAGAUCUUCCGCACCUACCACCAGAUGGUUCUGCACUCCCGCGUGCACCGCCGCGCCCGGCGCCACCUGCCGCGGCCCGGGGAGCAGGAGCCGGGCCGGGCGGCCCGCGGGCGCUGCGGCUCACUCAGCGAGGGCGACUCCCAGCCCAGCAGCCCCGGCUCCCCCGGCUCCGGCCUGGCUGAAGACGCCGCCGAGGAGAGCGGAGAGGAGGGCGCGGCCGGCCCUGCCCCAGGGCCAGAGCCACGUCACUGCUGCGUCUCGGAGGCGGCGGCCCCGGCCGCGCUCUCUAACGGAGACCAGAGCCACCCGGGCGGGAAGAGCUCGGCGGAAAGAGACCCCAAGGAGCCGCGCGCCCGGACGGCGUCCCUCCUCGGGAGCCACGGCCGAGACCCGUGCAGGAGGCCCGAGCAGCCCCGCGGCGCCGUGGACCCGAAGGCGGAGCCCUUCCCGGACGGGGACAGGGAGCCGGCGGCCGCGCCCGACCUGGCCCCGCUGGACCUGAGCGAGAGGUCAACGCGGGGCGGCCGCGGCCCCCGGGAGCUGGCCUCCUCGCUGCAGGCCGCGCUGGCCGUGCACCCCUGCUCCUACUGCAGCCACAAGACUCACUACCCCGAAGUGCUCUGGAUGCACAAGCGGCUGUGGCACCGCGUGAGCUGCCACGCCGUGGCCCCGCAGUGGGUCCCGCCCAACGGGCACCGGAGCAUCCGGAACCACCUGGUGUUCCUGGCGCGCAGCGGGCGCACGGGCCCCCCGCCGGCCCUGGGCGGCAAGGAGUGCCAGCCGCUGCCCAUCGCCCGCUUCUCCCGCACGCAAGUGCCCGGCGGGGCGGGGCCCAGGGGCGGGGCGUCCGCCGUGCCCAAGAGCAAGGAGGGGCCCUGGCCCGCCGGCCCCGAGGGACCCCGCCAGCGCAAGCCCAGCCCCGCGCCCGAGCCGCCCGCCGCCCCGCCCAAGCCCAAGGCCGAGGCCGGUACCCGGGCCGGGCCUGCCCUGGGCAGCGGCGCCCCCCGCGGCGGCCCCCCCACGCCCGGCGUCAUCACCCGCGCGGGGCCCCCGCCCCCGGCCCCCGGGCGGCCCGCGGAGAAGCUCCCCCCCGCGCCCCCGGGGCCCCUGCCCAAGCACAGCGCCCCGGAGCCCCCGAAAGCCAAAUGCAGCCCCCAGCCCCAGGGCCAGCCGCCCGGGAGAGGCGACGGGGGUCCCGCUCUACCUCCCCGCGACGCUCCGGCCAAGGCGGGCGGCGGCUCCCGGAGCAAGGCGGCCCCCGCGGCCCCGCCCGCGCCCGAGGGCCCCGAGAAGCGCCUGGACAUCCUCAGCAUCUUCAAGACCUACAUUCCAAAGGACUUCGCCUCCCUCUACCAGAGCUGGGGCGCCAGCGGCCCCGCCCUGGAGCACAGAGGCGAGAGGCCGUUCUGACCGCCACGCCGGACAGCGCCGCUCGGACACGGAGCCGGACGAGCACCCACCUGGCGCUGGCCACCGUGCAGCCCCGCGGCACCCUUCCCGCGUCCGCGCGCCUCGGCGUGGCCGCCCCGCCCCCGCGCCCCUGGCCCAGGCCUGGCCCUGCCUGUCGGGGCCGGGGCAGACCCGAGUGCCGGGCCGAGACACUGGAAGACGAGACUGCGGGCAGGGGGUGUGGAGCCCCUCGGCCCGCGGAGCCGCCCCCGCCCGGGCGCUGCAGAGGGGCCUGGGGCCGUGGUGCCGGUGUCCGGACGCGGGGGCAGGCGCCCCCCACGGCACCCGCUGAGCCUCGGGGCUCGAGGAAGACCCAGAGAACGGCUCCGCGGUCACUCUCACUCAGGACCGUCCCGUGCCGGCUGCGGAGGAGGCCGCCCGCCACCGAGCCACGGACCCCCGGGGGACCCGCAGCCAUGCAGAACCCGGGACAGAUCCUGGGCCUGGUGCUCUGGGGCCUUCGCUCUCCACCCCGACCCCCUGCUCCCGUGCCGCCCCGCAAACAGGUGCCCUGCCCGGGCCCUGGGCCCCGCCUCUGGGGCCAGCCGUGCCGGCCUCUCCAUACCUCUUCUUCACUCCUGCAGAGGCGCCUUCUGUGGAGGGGGAGGCCGAGCCGUGUGCAGUGCAGGCGGGACGCUGGGUCUCCGCCCUGUGCCGUGACACUGUGUGGCCGUCUCUGAGAGGUCCAGUUUUUGCACAUAUGAUUUUAUGCAUCAUCAGAGUUUCUGCUGCCUUGAAUGAAAACGUCCUGUGAAAUUUUUUGCAAAAGCUUUACUAGGUUUUUUUUUUUUUUUAAUUGUGAGAUAUUUUUUGUAAAGGCAGGUGACGGAUUGGAAAUGAGCAUGCGGAAUAUAUUUUUCAGAGAAGCAAUAAUUUUGCAGUCCAGACGUGACCGUGACCUUUAGUACCAGGGAGAGCGACUGUUUCCUCGGCAGUCACCGGCUCUGUGGCUUCGGCAGAGGACAGGCUGGGGCACGAAGACUCGGUGAAACACCCCGGCGCAGACACGGCCCCCGACGUGCUUUUCCUGUUCCGAUGAUUCCUCGAGUUGUUUUUAUUACUGUUACUGUUGGUGUUGUUAGUUUGUGCUCCUUUCCGGACUCGACUCGUCACCGCAUUACUUGACACCGGGGCCGCUGCCGCCCGACGGCGGCCCUGGCUGGUUCUCUGUGACCGCGGCCCCGGUGAGAGCGACUCUCCGUCCAGACACCGUUUCCACUCACCUCCUGGAUGCUCCGAGUGGUCUCUGCCCUGUGGGUGUCACGGGGCCGGUCCGAGCAGAGGCCGGCCACCCGUGGCCUUGUCGCCGUUCCGAGCGGGCCUGGGGCCCCGUCCCUCUGGCCACCCCAGGGGUCACGACGCCUGCCUGCGUCCCGGAGCCUGGGCCGGCCUCGCGGCGGGGACCGCAUGGACCUCGCGUGGUCGAGCUGUGCCACCGAGCUGAGCGGGCCCUGCCCCGGCAGAACAGCCGACGUGCGCGCACACAUGAGGGUUCCGUGUGGGCUGCGGGCGCCAGGACCCCCCGCCGGCCCCCGCCGGCCUCGGCGUUGUUGCAUCGUUGCAUCGUGUUUCUGCGUUUGUCCGCUCAACCGUAGUAUUUAAUAUGAUUUGUGUUUCCUUAUUUAUUUAGUCCACGUGUCCUGACGCGCUUUGGUUUCCGAUAAUUUGCGAUAACUUGGGAUGAGCCCUGCGGGGCCUCCUGCCAGUCCCCGACUGUUACCGACCUCCUGCUACCUCCUCCCAUCUGCUGUCUCCUUGUGUCUUAACAGGAACGUCACAGUGUUGCUGUCUGCGGUGCGCAGGCAGUGCAGGGCCCGCUUGUCUCUGCUGCAGCCCCCGCCCGGGCAGCCGCCACCUGCAGCCGCGCCCCCGCCCCGGCCCCCGGGAGCUGGACGUUGGCGCCCGGAGUAGUGGGCGCACGCCCACGCUCGGCCCUGUGGGUUUUUGCCUUUUCGGUUUGGAAAAGUAUUACAUGCUUUAAGAGGUUCCCCCAGAUUUGCUUAUUUAUUUUUUGAGAGCAAGAGUGACACUGGUUUACUGACAAGGUGCUCAGGAAGGGGCCGGGGCAGGAGCGAGGUGGGGCCGCGGGCCCUCGCGGGGCCGCGCUCGGGCUCGUGCCGGGCCGUGGCUGCGUGUGGCCGGAGCCCUCCGGGUGUUCAGGCCAGGUCAUCCUUCCUGAAACGGGGCCCGGCCCCCCUGCGUGCAGCAGGCGUGGGCGCGGCCUGGCUCUCCCUGCAGGUGCCCGUGAAGUAGCACAUGUGUUUUACUGCCGGGAACUCGGCGAGUUUCCUCACAGGACAUUCUACUCACUGAGCAAGACCGAGAAAGCCCCCGGCCCCGGGCGGGGGGGCGCCCACAGAGCCCCCGCCCGCACGCGGGGGACGGGCACUUGACAUGUUCCUCCUCCCCACUCCACGACUUACCUUCUGAGGCAGUAAAAUGCAAAAGACCAUAGAGUUUGUAUUUCUUUUUUUAAAAUACAAUUUAUAACAUUAUAUUUUGUACUCUUUAUAUUAGAAUUUGUAACUAGAUCGAUGUAUUUAACUCUAUUUCUGAAAAAGAUAAUUCAAUGUUUCGGUUGUGUGAUAAAGAUAUUUAGAUAAAGCAUAUUCAUUCUAUUGGAAUUUGAAAUAAAUAAAAUCACCUUGGGGUUCUCGA
Messenger RNA from Sorex araneus (European shrew), 5826 nucleotides. RefSeq names its product zinc finger protein 516 (gene ZNF516). Gene Ontology annotation, molecular function: DNA-binding transcription factor activity, RNA polymerase II-specific; RNA polymerase II cis-regulatory region sequence-specific DNA binding. The record is from RefSeq and is a predicted model, not a curated record. NCBI's taxonomy places the organism in Eukaryota, Metazoa, Chordata, Mammalia, Eulipotyphla, Soricidae. The coding region runs from base 274 to 3129 and encodes 951 amino acids. Gene Ontology annotation, biological process: regulation of DNA-templated transcription. The transcript is spliced from 4 exons. Gene Ontology annotation, cellular component: nucleus.